UUUUCUUUUUUUGUCAGUCAGGUAAUACACUGUCCCCAUUUUGAACCAAAAACAUUUAUUCCCCUUCAGGGAAUAUGGAUUAUGAUUUCAAGUGCCGUACAGCCUCUAUGAGGGCUAAGGUUGAGGAUCUUUUUGACUAUGAGGGGUGCAAGGUAGGCCGAGGGACCUAUGGUCAUGUGUACAAAGCAAAGAGAAAGGAUGGGUCAGAUCCAAAGGAGUAUGCUUUGAAACAAAUUGAGGGAACAGGCUUGUCCAUGUCUGCAUGCAGAGAAAUCGCAUUACUUAGGGAGCUGAAGCACCAGAAUGUGAUUAAUCUUCAGAGAGUCUUCCUGUCUCAUGUGGACCGCAAAGUGUGGCUUCUGUUUGACUAUGCUGAGCAUGAUCUCUGGCACAUCAUCAAAUUCCAUCGGGCCCAGAAGGCUAACAAGAAGCCAGUGAUGGUUCCCAAGGGUAUGGUAAAAUCCCUGCUGUACCAGAUCUUGGCUGGGAUUCACUAUCUUCAUUCCAACUGGGUUCUCCAUCGUGAUCUGAAACCAGCCAACAUUUUGGUGAUGGGAGAAGGAACUGAGAGAGGACGAGUGAAGAUAGCCGAUAUGGGAUUUGCUCGCCUCUUCAAUUCUCCUUUGAAGCCUCUGGCUGAUCUAGACCCUGUAGUAGUGACCUUCUGGUAUCGAGCUCCUGAGUUACUUCUUGGUGCUCGACACUACACCAAAGCCAUCGAUAUCUGGGCCAUUGGUUGCAUUUUUGCAGAACUGCUAACCAGUGAACCAAUCUUUCACUGUCGUCAAGAGGACAUCAAGACUUCAAACCCUUAUCAUCAUGACCAAUUGGACCGUAUCUUUUCAGUGAUGGGCUUUCCUAUUGAGAGGGACUGGGAAGACAUCAAAAAGAUGCCUGAACAUCCCACACUUAUGAAGGACUUCAAGAAGUCAAGCUAUCAAAGUUGCUCCCUUGUGAAAUAUAUGGAUCGGCACAAGAUCAAGCCAGAUAGCAGAGCAUUUCAUCUGCUCCAGAAGCUUCUAAUGAUGGAUCCAAACAAGCGGAUCACAUCAGAGCAAGCUAUGCAGGACUCUUACUUCAAGGAGGAGCCCUUUCCAACUGAUGAGUGA
Darwinula stevensoni is the source of this 1109-nucleotide messenger RNA. NCBI's taxonomy places the organism in Eukaryota, Metazoa, Arthropoda, Ostracoda, Podocopida, Darwinulidae. The record is from the annotation of a GenBank genome assembly.